Molecule: messenger RNA, 1065 nt
Organism: Lutzomyia longipalpis
Lineage: Eukaryota; Metazoa; Arthropoda; Insecta; Diptera; Psychodidae
Product: putative nuclease HARBI1
Exons: 2
Coding region: 1-1065 (354 amino acids)
Source: RefSeq, a predicted model, not a curated record
AUGGACAACGAUAUUUGGAGAAAUUCUGAGAGACUACGCCUAAGACAACUUAGAGAUAGCUGUGAUCCCUUUUCUCUAGAUGAGAUUAAAUUUAGGGAACAUUUCAGGAUUCCCAAGGCUUUGGCAUUGGAGUUUAUUGAUGAGUUGUUGCCCUUUAUGAUUGAAGAAGAUGAUGAUUUGGGAAGCAUUCCUUACUAUUUGAGGGUAUUAAUUGCGCUGCAGUUUUUCGCAAAAGGUUCGUACCAAUCUGCAGUAGGAGCACACAAUAUAUGCAAUGUGAGCCAACCGACGACAUCCCGGUGUAUUAAUCAAGUAUCAAAAAUAAUCGAUGAGAACAUUGCAAAGAAAUACAUAAAAUUUCCGGUAGAUGCUGCAAGCAAGGCUGCUAAAGCAAUCCAGUUCCAGGAGGAAUUUGAUUUUCCAAAUGCGAUUGGUUGCAUCGAUUGUGUUCAUAUCACGAUUGUUGCUCCUUCAGAUAACGACUCGGAUAGACCAAAACGACUUUAUCGCUGCCGCAAAAAUUUCUACUCAAUCAACGUCGAAGCCAUAUGUGAUGCUCAAUUGCUAUUCUUGUGGGUUAACCCAAGGUUUCCAGGAAGUACACAUGACAGUGCUAUUUGGAGGGUAAGCCCAGUUAGGGAAAAUCUUAAAAAUUCCUUCAAUUCUGGCGAGCAUUACUUCCUCAUUGGAGAUUCAGGGUACCCACUUGAGCCGUUUUUAUUCACACCUUAUCCUGAGCCUCAAUCAAGGGCAGAACUGAAAUACAACAAAUUACACAAAAAGGCUCGGAAUUCCGUGGAGCGUGCAUUUGGUGUGCUCAAAGCAAAAUUCCGUUGUUGUCUUAAACACAGAGUGCUACACUAUCAUCCUACUACUGCCGCCAAAAUAAUCAAUUCAUGUUUCACAUUGUAUAAUUACCUAAAAAUUCAUGGAAUUGAUAUGGAUGAUGUUGAACCAAUUUUUGAGGAAAUAACUCCAGAAGAAACCCCAACAUUAAUCCCAGAAAACGAAUAUUAUCGUACAGCGGUUCUUAACAGGAACAAUUAUUCAUUCUCGUUGUUGUAA